UGAAAACAUAAGCUUUCCCUGUGAUGGAGUCUUCGAUAUGAUUCAGAGGAAGCUUCGUCUAAGAGGCUACACAGGCUUACUCGACCUUCAUGUGUUUGUUGGUUAUAGCGACAGUCCUGUGCCACAGAAUGAAGAUCCAGAUCCAUUGACUGAGGGAAGCUUCCACAUCCAUCGCCAGUUUGAUUACCCUAAACCUCCUGAUACAAAAUGUGAUCAAGCUGCUGAUGAGUGUCUUAAAAGGUUUAUUGAUGAAUUACCUGUGGAUAGACCUCCAGAGAACAUGCUCAUCAUUAGCAAUGACCAUGGCUUCAGGCCUUGGCUUGAUAGAUUGAGAGCUAGAGGAGACAUUGUACUUGUAGCUCAUACUCAAACAUCUGAAAUUAUCAGAGGUGGAGCACACAUGGAGUGGAACUGGAAAAUGAAGUUUAUUCCUUUUCACAGUGUUCUUUAUGAAGCAAACCAAGAAGAUGAAGAUGAAGAUGAAGAUGGCCAAGAAGAAGAAGAAGGACAACCUGGCCAAGAAGAAUAAGAAGGAGAAGAUGAGUAAGCGUAGGAACAUCUUUGUAUCUCUGUUAUUUUGGAACAUUGUCUUUUAGUUCUAAAUGAUCCUUGUUUAUGACAGACAGUUAAGUCGUAGAUAAUAGGAGGCUAAAAGAUGGUUUUUGCUAGUUGUCGUCAAGAACAAAUACUAAUGGAAUCAUUUUUAAAAUUUACAGAACAAAA
This is a messenger RNA of Eruca vesicaria subsp. sativa (arugula), 723 nucleotides long. The record is from the annotation of a GenBank genome assembly. NCBI's taxonomy places the organism in Eukaryota, Viridiplantae, Streptophyta, Magnoliopsida, Brassicales, Brassicaceae.